AAUUACUCACAUUGUAUAUCCUCCAAACUCAUUCAUUUCCCUUCGCUUAUAUAUAUCAUCUUUUCUUCUCCAUUUCUUUCGCUUUCAGAUCCAGAUAGUGGCGCAGCAGUGAAUAAUGUUAUUGGCGGUCCACCUGGUAGUACACCACCACCCUAUGCGUCCGAUGGUAAAAUGGUGAAUUCCCAAGGCGGUGGUGGUGGUGGUGGCGGCGGCGGUAGUGCAGGCGCUGGCGGUGUUUUACUCUCCGAGUUGCCAGAACCACCAAUACCGGUGUCCGAAAUUGGUCCAAUCCCACCGCCGCCUAUGUUUUCCACACCGAGUCCAACAUUGAUUGCUGGUCGGCCACAUGGGCCGGGUGCAAUGAAUGAUCAAGGUUAUCAGGAUUAUGAUUAUGAUGAUCAUGAACCUGACGAUGAUCAACUAGACUCCGAUGAGGAGUAUAUGUUCCAGUUGCGACAGCAACAACAAUCAUUACAUCCCAAUCAUGUCGAUACGCAGCGCAUUGAGGAAAUUCCAGCCAAAGAGCCAAAACCAAAUGCAGUUCCUCUCAAGUCGGCACUGAAGAAGAAGCCCGGCCAAACGUCCACGUCAUCGCCGGCCACACCCACACAGGAUCACAGCAAUGCCAAUGGCAAUGUGCAGCAAGGCGGUGGUGGUGGAGGUGUUGGUGGCAGUAGCGGUGGUAGUGGUGGUGGUGGUGGUGGUGGCGGUGCAGCCACAUCGGCUAGUCAGCGACCGCUGGUAGUGCGACAGGAUGCAACCAACAGUUAUUCGUUGAAGCCAAUACUACGACCACGGAUUAGAAUAUGCAGGCAGCAAGUGUUCAACAUCAAUCUGCCCUGCACCGUCGAGAAUAAGGAGAACACACGGCCGUUUGUGAUACGCGAGAGCAGCAGCGACAGCGAUGAGGGUGACGGGCGCAUACUCUAUCGCGACGAUGAGAAUGACCGACAAGCGAAAAUUGCGCGCAAGGAGUCACUAUCGCUGAAGUUGCAAUUGCGACCCGAUAAGCAGGAUUUAAUCAAUCGCAAUAUUCUGCAUCAGGUUACCGAUAAUGAGUUGAAGGAGUCAAAGGAGGCCAUUGGCGCACGACUCAUACGUCGACUGUCGAUGCGGCCCACAGCUGAAGAGCUGGUGGAGCGCAAUAUAUUAAAGACCCAAUCACCCGCCGAAGAGAAGAAACAAAAGGAGGAGAAGAAAUCUUAUUUGCUGCGAAAAUUGAGUUUCCGACCCACCGUCGAGGAGCUGAAAGAGAAGAAAAUUAUACGUUUCAACGAUUAUAUUGAGGUGACACAGGCGCACGACUACGAUCGGCGUGCGGACAAGCCAUGGACAAGACUGACGCCGAAAGAUAAGGCUGCCAUACGUAAGGAAUUAAAUGAAUUCAAAUCGUCGGAAAUGGCAGUGCACGAGGGUAGUCGGCAUUUGACAAGGUUCCAUCGGCCAUGACAAAUGCAAGGGCAGCAAACGACACUUGCAACAGCAGCCACGACAGCAGCAA
Messenger RNA from Rhagoletis zephyria (snowberry fruit fly), 1501 nucleotides. RefSeq names its product protein prickle-like. Gene Ontology annotation, molecular function: actin binding. NCBI's taxonomy places the organism in Eukaryota, Metazoa, Arthropoda, Insecta, Diptera, Tephritidae. The record is from RefSeq and is a predicted model, not a curated record. Gene Ontology annotation, biological process: actin cytoskeleton organization.